AUACAUUUCUGCAGUUUGUUGCUGCACUCACAUGAAUCGGAAACAAUGUCCGAAGCUCCGUCGUUAAUCUCUUUAUGCAUAAAAUCAAUCAAAGAUGCAAUUCUUGACGAAAAUGAGAAUUUAUCAUAUUUGUAUCAACUUCCACCAGAAUUAUUUGAUCAGAUUUUACCAAAUUUACCUCCUCUCGCAUUACAGUUUCUACAAGAUGCAAUGCCAUCUAGUAGUUCUAAUGAUGAUGAUUCCGUAAACCCCUUAAAAAAACGUAAAAGAUUUGAGGGAUUUGAUGAAGCUUGGAAAAUAUUGUAUAAAUCAAGAUGGCCGGAAGAUGUUCAACGGGACGAUGAAUCAAACAUCGAUUGGCAACAGCUUUACUGGGAAAAACAUCUGCAGAAUUGCCUUAAUGCAACAUUGGAAUCGGUAUCCAUCACUUUAUUUGGUAGAUCUCUUGGUGAAGUCGAUAUCCCAGAUACUUUGUUACAAUAUAUUAGUCAUGAAAGAUGCGUUAACAGGUCAAGAAGUUACUCAAAGUUAACGUAUCACUGUGAGCGUUUUGGUUUGUAUGCCAGGUGUCUGAGACUUCAAAGUGUUCAUUGUGCUGCUGAACUUGUUUAUUUAUUAAGGAAUACUCGGUUGGAAAGUUUGGAUGUGCAUUGGCUCAAGUCAAAGCAUCAGGUAGAUGGACUCUGCAAACUUUUGGAGCAAAACAAUGAAACUCUGAAAUCGAUUGAGUUCGUCAGUUGCAAGCUUCUUGCAACUCUUGUGAGUGCGAUCUGUGACUCACUUCAUGUAAAGGGCUUCAAGCCAAAUGUGAUUGAAAGUUUCUCAAUUAAAAGAUCAAGCUUUCUUGACAGCCAAUCUGUUCCUUUACCUCUUGGUUUGGAAUCAUUUUUAAUGGCAGCAAGCAGCAAUUUGACAUCAUUGAUACUCUCCGACAAUCACAUGUCGGGGAAAACUGCAAAAAUGGUGUUCGAUACCUUGCUUGAUGCCAAAUCUGGUUUACGAGUCCUGGAUCUCUCUGAAAACAAUAUUUCUGGUUGGCUUUCACAUAUUAAGUGGGUGUCUAAAGAUCGACAAGCUAACAAAUACAUGAAAUCAUUACGUGUGCUCAAUUUGAGAAGCAACAAUUUGCGAAAAGAUGAUGUGGACUGCCUUAAGUAUGCCGCUAUGGUUUAUAUGCCAAACUUAGAAGUCUUGAAUUUAAGUGAUAAUCCUCUACAGUAUAACGGGGUUAGUAUCCUUGUUUCAUAUUUAAAAGAAAAGUCAAACUCUGAUACUCCCCUUGCUGAGUUACACUUGGAAAACUGCCAGCUAUAUUCGGGGGGUGGACUAUUAGAUGAUCUUGCUGCAUUAAAUGUUCCACUAAAGGCCCUCUCAAUUGGAGAUAAUCCCCUUUCCAGCUUUCCACACAACCAUUUGGGGGCACAUCUGGGAAGAUUCUUAUGUUCGGGUAUUCAAGCCAUUGAUAUUAAGAGGACCGGAUUAGGUAAAUCAGGCUUUUCAGAUGCACAAAAAGAAAUUACUAAAGAGCUGAAUCUUGUCCAUAUCAAUAUAAGUGGUAACGCAGGUUCAGUCAAUGUCGUGGAGUUUUUGUCCAAGGUGAUUUCACAGGCUCCAAAUCUUAUUUCAGUCGAUGCAAGCUCAAACUGGAUUCCCAUGGAAUCAGUACCUUCGAUAUGCUCCUUUCUUAAUGCUGCAAAGGGGAAACUUGGGCAUUUAGACUUGCAGAAUAAUCCCUUAUGCAACAAACCCGGCAUUGCUUCCCUGCUGGCUGAAUUUCAACUCGAUGGAAAACCAAACAUCUUAAUUUCAUCUCCCCAGGCUACUCACCAUUAUGACAAUGAUCCAUAAGAGCAGAAGAAGUCAAGAAGGAUGUAAAGAAGAAGAAUACAGCAACGUAGUUUAUAUAUUAUAUGAUGUUAGUAAUCAAUACUUUAUAAAGUGUAUGGUAAUGUUAUAUGUAAGGAAUAAGUUAUUGCAACCAGUCUUAAUAAGUACAGUUACAUUC
Molecule: messenger RNA, 2005 nt
Organism: Erigeron canadensis
Lineage: Eukaryota; Viridiplantae; Streptophyta; Magnoliopsida; Asterales; Asteraceae
Exons: 16
Coding region: 46-1848 (600 amino acids)
Molecular function (GO): protein binding
Source: RefSeq, a predicted model, not a curated record